Varroa destructor (honeybee mite) is the source of this 5319-nucleotide messenger RNA. RefSeq names its product ADP-ribosylation factor-like 5 (gene Arl5). Gene Ontology annotation, molecular function: GTP binding; GTPase activity. The record is from RefSeq and is a predicted model, not a curated record. Lineage: Eukaryota; Metazoa; Arthropoda; Arachnida; Mesostigmata; Varroidae.
UCCUACAAUAUCAAGCAGAACUCUUUACUCAAAUUUUUAUCGAAUGAAAAAAUAACCCUUAUUUAGUCCAUCCACUUUUAAAACAUACAAACUUUUGAAAGCCAUUACAAUUAGCACUAAAUAUUUUUUGGGCCAGCCACCUCAACACCCAAAUGACGUACACUAGAUAAGCCGAUUCUUCUUAGCUAACCCUGUGACUUCCUGCAUCAUGUUCCUGCUUAUGUCUUGUUCCCAGACACACUUGUUCAGCCAAAAUUUCAAAAUUGCCCGCGCAGCCCACACCUAUCGGUCAAAUUGCGCGUUAACCGUUCCCUCAUCACGUAAAUCAGUCGAAAAUUGCCCGCUCAUUCGAACAUCGAUUUCUGGCUGGUAAUAGAUGUCGUACUAGUCGUGAUACAUGCAUCCAGCCGUCUUCGAUAUGUUCCGCGGGCUUCCUGCUGGUCCCGCUGCUUCCGUUCGUUCUAUCUAGAUACUGUGUCUCUAUAUAUUUGGGUGUGUAUGUAUGCGUAUUUCGUCAGGUCGGCUGGAUGCUCUCCGUGUUGUCGCUUGUUUUGUAAGUUGGGUGCGUGCUAUUGCUACUGCUGCUGUUGGUGGUCCGAAAAGGUUUAUCAUAUAUUUGAUGUCUUGUUCAUUUUUAUCGUUUUACCGGCUGCCCGUGGUUGCCCGACUGCUGGCUCAGAGUGUUGGUGCCCAAUACAGGAACUUCGUUUGCUGACGCUGGUGUUCGGCAUUAUUGCCAGCCAUCGCAGCCUGGAGGAAUUCAAUGCCAGCAGGAAAGUCAAUGUGCAAUGUUGGCUACUGUGGCCACUUGUCACCGUUCAAAGUUUGAAAUUUGUGAGUGAACCUGUGGCAGGCAAACGCUCGAAGGGUUGGUGUGCCAAGUGUGUGGAGAAGGGCGGAGGAGCCCUUGCAGGCUCUUCGAAACCUAACAACCAUGGGUCUCGUUUGGAGCAAGCUGUGGAGUCUCUUCUCCAAGGAAGGAAGAAAACACAAGGUUGUAAUCGUCGGUUUGAAUAAUGCGGGAAAAACUACAAUACUCUAUCAAUUUUUGAUGGGUGAGGUCGUGCACACGUCACCCACGAUUGGUUCCAACGUCGAAGAGGUGGUAUGGAAAAAUAUCCAUUUUAUCAUGUGGGACCUCGGCGGACAGGAAAGCCUUCGAGCAACAUGGAAUACGUACUACACGAACGCGGAGUUCUUGAUAGUCGUCGUGGACAGCACAGAUCGAGAACGAGUCCCGGUGACUCGGGAAGAACUAUGGCGAAUGCUUGCUCAUGAAGAUCUAGCCAAAGCUGCCGUAUUGGUUUACGCGAAUAAGCAGGACGUCAAGGGAUGCUUAAGUCCAGCAGAAAUCUCGCAGCAGCUCAAUUUGACAGCAGUCAAGAAACACCGUUGGCAAAUCCAGCCUUGCUGCGCGCUCACAGGCGAAGGGCUGACACAAGGACUCGAGUGGAUAACUGCGCAGCUAAAGUCCAAAUAGAAUGCUCAUCAUCAUGUAAUUUGAAAGCUUAAAAUUAUCGAACGAUAGCCUUGAUCAGGAAAAUAUGAAGUUAGCCGGAGAAACUCUCUUGAGUCUUAAUCUUCCUGCAGCUCAUGGUACUCCAGCCGUCAAACAGGGUCAGCUGACCUCUUCGAGUAACCUUAAAAUAGCGCAUUUUUAAGAAAAGUGCGGGUCGGCUUGAGCAUCGCUGGCCAAAAAUGUACUAGAACAUUAGCGUAGAGCAAUUUCACAGUUCUGCCAGCCCGGAUUAGUGUACGAAACGAAACAAAAGCAAAUUCACAGUCGCUGCAAGUUGGGAAUUAUGUGCGGGUAAGGCAAUAGGGUGACAAACAUAAGGUACAGCACAAGUUAAUGUUACGAAACAGAUAGGCGUCCACUGGGGUAAAAAAAGUGACGACAAAUGAAGCCAACGACAAAAUGCGCGGGAUUAGUUAUUAGGGUUGCGAGAAGCGUUGAUUUGACACGACAACCCCAUUCUUGUGAUCUUGUAGGAAUAACACAACCAUUUGUUAGCUGCAUAGAAUAUAUGUAAUUAUUUAUACUAUAGUAUUAUUAUCACUUCCAGCGUAAAUGUAGAAGAAUAUGCGUCGCGGACAUGGGAGACACGAAGAGGGAGAAAGUAAAUUAAACUCUGUAGGAGAGUUUUCCUAGAAAUUAAGAGUGAUGAUAGCAGCUGCUGCGAUCUUUAGACGUACGUUUUUUUUUAUUACCUGUUAAUAAUAAUUUUCUAUCACAUUUUACUACGGAUAGCAAUAUAAAUAUUCUAAGUAAAUGCAAUAAGUUACAACACAUAAAAAUUUGUAUGACACAGUUACAAUUAGUCACUACUCGAAAAAUUAUCCUGGCAUAAUUAAUCAGAAUGGCAGAAUUCAAUCGUUGUCACCAUUAAUAGAUUCGGUUUAUUCACAAUCGCUAAUUCUUCUCUAAUAAUGACAAAAAAAAUAUCUAUUACUGUUUCCGCCUCUUGUAUAUUCAAAUUAACUCUUUUGCCUUCGAUCUGUCCUGUAAAAAAUAUGGACAGACAGACUAACUGCGGAAAAACAAUCGUAAAUCAACCCCUGAACACAUAUUGUACCUACAAGAUUGUACUUCGACUUAGACAAAAAACGAAAUAGACGUGUAUCGAUAUAGAAGCGAAAAUGAUUGACCAUGUUAAUGUAAUUAUAAUGCUGAUGACGUGAUGUUGAAUAGGAGUUACGAAUUUGGAGUGAAGCUGAUAUUGCGAUAUGAAACGAACCGUAUGAUGUAUGAGGAAAUUGAUGAGAUAUAGGGGAUUAUAUGAACGCGUAUGUAUCGUAUAUUGUAUGUCUGUGCCCAUGUGUCAUCACAGGUGAAUCUAUGCCAGUGUGCGUUUAGUGGGAAAACAUGCCGCUUUAACAAAAGAUAUUGUACAUACAUAUACAGAAAAGGGUAUGAAUUAUAUAUUCUUUGUACCGUUAAGAAAUGCUGCUAUAGUUAGUAAUUGCCCUGAACAGAAUGAUGAUAAGCGUAUUUUUAUUAUAAGAGAUAAUGGCAUAAUUGUUACAAAGAGAUUACGAAGAAUGAAUUGUGUACAGUCGAGUUGAGCGGGUGAGUAAACGAGUGACUGUUUGGAUUACUCAAUAACAGAUAAGUGUUCAUUUACAAAUUUUCUAUGUUGGACGUGUGUGUGUAUGACGAAUUUACAAUGCAUCGUGCCUAAAUUAAAUUCAAAAAUGCACUCGGUGGUAACCAACAACGACCAAAAAAACCUGUCAUAGGAUUCUGGUUCAGAAUUGAUGUUGAUUUUGACUGAUUUGCGUCGUUGCUUCAUUGGUUACUUGUAAUGUUUAAGUGAGCAUUGUUUAAAACGACACACCAGUAUAUAUUGUAUGGAUGCAUUUUCUUUUUUUUUUUCAUUUACCCCUUUCUAAACCUUGUAGAUGUUGUCUUACAAUGUCUUGUUUACGUGCUUAACGCGAAGACUGGAGAACGCCAAGGGGACACAUUUUCAACAAUGAAUGAUUGGUCCUUUUGAUUAUCGGAAGACUCAAAGCUCAAAAACAGUGGUGCGUCUUCAUACCUUAAGUAGGUGUAGGAUUAAUCCUGACUUGUGAUUGACACCGCCGGUCAGUUGACCACUUACCUGCUAAUGUUGUUCAGCUUUAUUCCAGCAUUUGAUUUCAAAGUAAUAUAAUUAAGGUGAAAGAUUAUACAUUUUUUACAUCGGAUGGUGUUCAUAUUGAAUGAAGGAAGAGUCGAAUGUUUAAGAGGCAAGAGUUGGGGUCUAUUAGCGAUAAAUUCAAUAUAAAAUUAUUAUUAAACGUUAUAGUUUCCUCGCACUGCAUAACAGACAGACAAUAGAACUGCCCCCAAAUAGAUAGGGUACACAAAAUUAGCCGGCAAACUAGGCAGGCUGUUGGGAUUAUAGAUGUGACCGAAACGGCGGAAAGACCACGGAAUAUAUUACACAAUCAUUUAAGAAGAUCCAGGGUCGCCAUGUGGAUCAUCGUUAGGUGACUGUUAACGUAUUGUUUAUGGCUGAUAGUAACUAUUCGCUGUUCAGCAAUGGAAUCCGUUUCCGAUUUACGGACACUUACUCGUUGUCCGGCGCGCAAGACCAAACAACCUUUGUUUAGAAAUGAUUUCCAAUAUAAUUUUGGUGACAAAAUUAGACAUUUAGACAUUCAAACGAUUUCCCAGUUUCUUCUACAUACAUACUAGAUGUUAUGCGGGGAUGCUGUAGUAUUUUGCUUUCUUCUGCGUCUCGAUAUAAACCUCAUACCAUUGAUUUUAUAUACGGAAGAACUCAAAAACGCUUUUGGCCUCCAAUGAAGGAAACUCUUCGCGGCACGUCGUUUCAAACAGUUAUCUCCUGUACGAGAAAAAACCCUGAAAAUGUUUACUAAAAAAAGCUAAAUUGAUAACGUAAAAAAUAAAAACGUGAUCGUAAAGAUAAAUUCGUUCACAUAUUUGGAAUGUUAUGAACUGACAGCUAAGAGGGAGAAAGGCAUGGAUAAUGUUCAAUGAAAACUGAACUUAUGUCAAUGCCUUGUACUCACAUUGUUGUUACGAUAGCAAUUACAUGUUAGUUUGUAAAUAAAUACAGGAAAAUAAAUGGUAAAAUAAUUUGAUGAAAGUUACUCUUGCUAUUCCUGUCCAUCAACGGUUUUGAUUAUCGUAAUUUUUUUGUUCGAUAUCUCGGCUGUUGUGGUGUCGUCAAGGUUUAGGCUGUGACCAACGGACUUCACUUGGUUGGGACUUCACUUGGACUCACACCUUGGUUCCGGAAAAAAAUAGGGCUUAUACAAUAGUGCAAUUUAAUACCAAAAUGUAGAACGUUUAUCUCUAUUCCAUGUAAAAAGUUGAUUUGUUUAAAACUUAAUCGAACUCAUUUAGAAGGUCUUCCGAAACGCAGGUCACCCAAUUCAGUCAUUGUUUUAUUUGCCAUUAACAACUAUAUCAACGCUGGCUCAAAUUCGUUUAGUAUAUUUUAUCAUAUCCAGUACUUUUUUAUGCUCGAAGCCAGCGAAAUAUCCGUUGCUAUUGAAAUUGCAUGCUAUAACUGGCAUAUGCUUCACACCUAGGGCUAAAGUAAAGGUAAAGGUUAUCACAAUAGGAUUCAACAUGAUUGGUGUGGUUUUCGGGAGCUUCCUCACAAACAUGAAGGGAAACUCCACCCAGUCCAAAUACAAAGUACAGUUAACAGUAAUUUUUCGAAAUCGUAACAUCGGGCAUGAUGUCACGUCACUAUACUGUACAAUAUCUAUAGUAUUCUAAAUGCCCUUUAACUUUCCGGUUAGAUGAACCAAAAAUAGGAUUGUGUAUUAUAUCGAUGCGUGAAACAAGCUUCUAUGCAA